Messenger RNA from Arachis ipaensis, 1863 nucleotides. Lineage: Eukaryota; Viridiplantae; Streptophyta; Magnoliopsida; Fabales; Fabaceae. The record is from RefSeq and is a predicted model, not a curated record.
UCAACACUCAUCAGAUUUGAGGUAGGUUACAUCUCCUUAACAACUUAUUAGAAGAGAUAAAUACGCUAAACACAAGGCACUUUUUUAUGCGGCAAAGUUAAAAGAGAGAAUAAAUUGGAGGUUUUUUUUAUCUUAUUCAAAUUUUAAUUUUUAUAAUUUAAAAAAUAAAAAAUAAAAAAUCCCCGAAUAGGUUAAAAGGGGAGAGGAGGAGUGGGGAAUUUGCAAAUCCAAACCCAAUUCCAAUUCAGGGAUUCCUAAUCGUAUCACAAUUCGACGCCGCCAUGAACAACGAUGAUCGGGUGCUGUCAAUCCCACUGAAGAAGACUGAUCCGGUGGAGCUAUACCAGCCGUUACGUAAGUUGGUAGCCUCAAAAUACUCGGAGGGCGAUGCACAAAAGGUUGAAAGCGUUCUCGAAACCCUAAACAAAUGCCGCCGGGACAUGGUGGAGCCUAGAGCGGACCUUUCCCUUCCCAUGCAACUUGACUGCCUCCUCCACUACUUUAAAUGCCUUUCCAUGGUUGCGAGACUCUUCACCUCUCUCUCCUCCGACGCCGACCCCAUUCUCUUUGUCUGGUACGACGCCUUCAACCCUGAUCAUCAGGAUGGGGUCUCCUCGCAGCGCAGCGCCAUCCAAUUGGAGAAGGCCGCUGUUGUCUUCAACCUCGGAGCCAUCUACAGCCAGAUUGCUGCCUCUUGCGACCGUACCACCGCCCUUGGCCGUCACCUUGCAAUGGAAGCCUUCAAAGUUGCCGCCAAUUUCUUCCGCCAACUCUGGCAGGUUUUUGCCAAGGACGUGGUCGCCACCCUCGAUUUGACUCUCGUCUUCGCGGAGUUUCUGCACCUCCUCUUCUCCGCUCAGGCUUCCGAGCUGGAAUUACGGGAAGAACUCAACAACAACGACGCCAGUUACGCUCUCCAACAACACCGAUGUGCCCUAUUGUUUAGAUCGGUUUCUGAGCUUUAUCGUAGAGCAUAUGAACUGAUACCUACUGAUUCGGCUGCACGGAAACAUGUCGACUCUUUUGACCAAACCUGGGUAACUCAUCUUUACCAGAAGGCGACCUUCUUCGAGGCGGAGGCUAGUCAGAGGCAAUCAUCCAUCCUACCCAAAUCCGAGCGACCUCGUAAAUUCAGAUCGGUCACAUCUUGUGCUCUUGAUCAUGAUGCAGAAUGUGUCCCUGAGAUAUUAGUUAGAGGGAUUUGCUGCAGGGUACGCAAGGUGCUAUACGAAGAUCGAAAACAAACGACUCUUCUCAGCAUAACAUCCAUUUGGAGAAGGCCUCUGUUCUCUUCAACCUGGCAGCCCUUUGCACCCACAUUGUUCUCUCCAUUCGACCUCACCACCAUCCAUGGCCAUCGCCUUGCCAAGGACGCCUUAAAGGAUGCUUUACAUUGGAUUGAUGAACUGCCGGUUGAGUCUAUGCCGGCAUCUGGCACGAUUGACUUGUCAGAAAAAAUUCGCCUAUAGGAAACGCUAUGAGAUUCUCGAUGAGUUUGUCCACGUGAAAAGGAAGUUGCCUCCUCCCCAAUCUUCAUUACCUAGAUAUCCUGUAUGUAUAAUCAUCUACCUUUUCAGUUUAUCUUUUCUUAAUACAAUUGAUUGAUUGAGAUGAUGCAGGCUUCAGCUUAUUAUAUGUCGACAUAUGGGCCUUUAGCUAAUUAUGAUCGGAGUGAUGUCACUCAACAAUUUCUUUUAGGGUAUUGUAAGGCUCACUCCCUGCUUCAAGGGGUAUGUGAAGCACCCUCAUGCUUGGACCUUCUCUCUGAGGUUAGCCCUGUCAAGACUAGGGAUGGAAAUCUUGUGGCCAAUGCCGCAACCUUAGAGGCACCAAAUUUGGCAUUGGAGACUUAAGCAUGUAGAA